Monomorium pharaonis (pharaoh ant) is the source of this 4400-nucleotide messenger RNA. RefSeq lists its product as uncharacterized. The transcript is spliced from 7 exons. The coding region runs from base 1719 to 3128 and encodes 469 amino acids. Lineage: Eukaryota; Metazoa; Arthropoda; Insecta; Hymenoptera; Formicidae. The record is from RefSeq and is a predicted model, not a curated record.
AUAUGUUUAAAAUGAUAAAAAGGUGAUUAUGUAGUAUACCUCAGACCAUUGUUUGUAUGAAAUUAUACCGUUAUAAUCAUGGUCAUCGUUAUUGCAAUAAUUUACACGGAACAUCUUUCGGCAAGGUUUGUCAUAAAUGUGCCGUCGUAAUUUUGAAAGCAGGUUACUUCAGAAGCAACAAUAUUAUGCCGUUAAAUCGCUGACGUCCGCUUAUUAAUAAUCCACUUAUUGUACAGAAAAAAAAAAUGCGCAACUGUAUGAUUUUAAUUCCUCGAAUAAGGCGGUCACUGCUUCUUCUACUUGAUCACGUGCCGCGCGUGCGACGACAUUGCAAAAAUUCCGCAUGCGCUUUCCCUCUCGACAAUCUGAGAACGAGGUGGCUUCCGUGUUCCUUACUUUUAUAUUCUUGCUUUUAUACUUCUCAAAGUACAGUUACAAAAUAUGGCAAACAACGAGCUUAAAUAAAAAUGUCGCAACUUCCACGUACACUUUCUUUACAGCAUUUUACAAGAGAAUACGUGGCAUUUUGUUAUAUUCAUCGAAAACUUCCUAUCGUGUCCAGUGAUAAGAUUACAUAUUCUGACACACUUUCCUACAUAGUUCGUAGAAUAAUUCAACUGAAAAGCGUAAUUAAAUGAUAUCCGGUAUUAUUGUUUGUGACUCUUAUAUAAGUAUUUAAAAUUAUUUAAAACUUAAAUUACGAAAGAUAUUAAGAUAACACACUGUGCAGAAAAUUAAAAAGUCCCAUAUUUUAGAUUAUAGCCUUCGUAACAAUAGUAUAUAUUAUUUCAGGUCACAAGUAAGCAGUUCAUAUGAUUUAUAAUUAAUUUCUUGCUUUCACUUCCAUUUAUCAAGGUUACGCAAUAUUAAGACGUUUGUCAGGAAAUGUGACAGUUCGGCUCCUUAUUCUUUCGAUCUGCCAUUCACGACUUCGACGCGUUGGAGUAACGAUGACUAACAGUUCAUACCGUUAGGCCGAAUCGUUAUUCCAGCUGGAGAAUGUCAAUUUCAUGCGGUUUACGGUACUCAAAUUGCGCGUUAGUAUACACCAGCAUUGCGCCAAUCAUUUAUCGUUAUUGUUUUCGUUUAUGACGUUGUUACAAUUGUGUCCGUCACUAGAAACGAAUUAAAAUUAUGUUAGUAAGUUAAACAAGAGCUCAGAUUUUCCUUGCCUUUAGCUGAUCUAAUUAAUUUAUUUCUUCCAAAUUCCUCUGUAUUCUAAAAAAAUUAUAUAAAAAUAUUAAUAAAUUAUUAAAAAGAAUAAAAUAUGUAAAAUUAACUUACCAAAUUACAAGAUUUAUAUUUCUUAAAUACAGUUAAAAGUAGAUUUACGCUUAAAAGGAUUAGUAGGCUUUAAGCUUAAAAGUUUUUAUUUAACACGCAAAUGUGAUGUAAAAUAUAACUCCAUUUUAAUUUUCAUUUAUUUAUUCCGGGUCUUUUACGCGCUGACUCAACGCUUUCGUCAUUAGCGCUUUCGUACGUCUUGCAAAAAUAUGCGCAUAAAUAAUACACUAACACUGACAAAACAGUUAAAAGAAAAACGGUAUCCAAGUUGCUACGAGCCGAAACGCUUCCGGUAUUUGUCCACGUUUGAGGUCCUCACGACAACGACCUCGCGGAAAGCUUCUUCUCCUAAAAAUAACUCGACCAGAUUCCGAAUCCAAUAAGGUCAACGACUCGUGUCGAGGAUCUCUGUUUUUGAUCACGAAAACGGAAGGAUGUGGUGGUCGAGGACGUUGCUCCUAUUAGUACUAAUCGGGCUGGCGGGCUCUGAAAAGAAUAACGAGGAUGAUGCAUCUAACGUCUUCAUCGAGGAAGCUAAAAAUCUCUUUUCCCAGAACUCGCUCGACGAUAUGGCCCAGACGUUUUCACAAUCCGGCAAGAAAAUUCACGACAUGAUGUUCGAUAAAAAAUCUUCGACGGACGGUGUUGGCCAGAUCAUCUCCGGGAUCAGUAAUUUGAUAGGAGGAGGAGGGGGAGGAGGAGAAAAUAAUCAAGGCUUCGACAUAUCAAUGGUGGGUUCACUUCUGAGCGCCUUAAAUUCUGGUAAAAGAUCGGAUGGGAAGGAGGAAUCCGGCAUAGACUGGGGCAGCAUAAUUAACAUGGGUAGCAUGUUCUUGCAACAAAAUGCGAACAGCGAGAUGGCAUUGGGUCUCGUGCCAAUGCUUCUAGACGCCCUGGGUCAUGGAAUGAACGAUGCCGAUGCCGGGCAUAAAGAUCAUUCGGGGCAUUCCUGGUUCUUGCCGCCGGUACUGGAAAAUAUUCACAUCGUGUGGGAGCACUUCAGUAAUUCGGAACUCGCGCACGCAUUAUGGAAGACGAGCGGUCUGUCGUCAAUAAUUGCUAAUAUGAUGGACGAGAAAGGCAACAUCCUGUGGGAAAAGAUCCUGGACAGUUUUGAACAUCCUGCUAUACGUCGAAGGUGGAUUAAAUCGCUCACGAAUUUUAUGGCCGAAUGGAUUUCCCACGUUUCCGAUCCGAUGAAUCAGCAGCGUUACCUCACAACCGCGCAAUUCGUCGGUAACAGCUUUCUAAAAGCUCAGGGAUUCCCCAAAUCAAUGAUGUUUGAUGCCACGAAACCAGCGGAAAGUAUCUCCAGAUUAACAAACGGGAUGGCGAAGAAGUACCUGAACAUGAACAUCGAAAGCUCAGUAUAUGUAAAACCAGCGGUGGCGUAUUUCCAGGAAUUAGUAGGUUUGGCCUCUGAGAAAGGAUUCAUCGUGUCCCGAAUAAAUGCACGAGAACUAAGCAACAGACUAAGCGAUGUUAUUAAUAAUGAUUUAAUCGGCCCCAUUCUCAAGGCGUAUCGAGCGUACAAAUGGGCAACGAAAGUGCCACAUUGUGCUAGUCAAAUCUUAUGUACCAUAAAUGAGAAGAGCCAGCAUCAAGAGGUCAGUGGCAAUAUAAUGGACGAGAUAUUUACACGCGUGCGCAGUUCACUAUUGAGGGUAGCAAGUUUCCCUGCAGCUUGGGCAGUCAGUAAUAAGUUAGGAACUCAAUUCUGGCCCCUCUAUGGAGCCAUCAUGGAGCAAAACGGAUGCAUCAGCAAAUAUCCAGCAGAUUGCACUGCUUUUCACGAAGAGGAGAUCCGAGUGACUACUACAGAAAAUAUUCACAGCGAACUUUGAGUUUAGCUUGAUAGUGAUCUGUGAAAGAUAUUGAUUGAUGAGUCGCUUCUACGAUUAGAGGAGACGUAGCGCAAAGCCGCGUUCUAUUCUAUCGUAUUUAUUGCAUGAAGAAUAAAAUGAGUUUAACAAAUUUAUGUUGAUGAUUGCGGCGGAGUUGAUUUGAUAGAAGCGACUAAACUAUUAAAGAAUGUCUCUACAUUUUCUUUGCAUGUACAAAGGUGUUAUAAAGUACCAAUUUUUAAUAUUAAACAAAAUGUAACCAGAGACAAAAAACGCUUAAAGUAUACCGUGAAAAUAUCAUCUAGAAAAUAUCUAAUAUGGUUUGAUUCAAAUGUUUUUGGAUCUUUGUAUCAUUUAUAAAUAAGUGCGCGCAGUGCUCAAGAAUUAAGGUUCUCAAAAGAAGCAUAUGAUGUAUGCAAAAGGCUUCCAAUUUGUUUGCCUUUUUAAACAAAUAAUUAUAUUUUUAGAGAUAAGGAUUACAUUUAAAGUAUUGCAUUAAGUUUAAUGCUUCUCUUAAUAACAUUAAAAAUAAAAUCAAUACUUUUUAAUAAUUUGUUUAAUUAUAUUUUUCUUUUUUCUUUUUAUAAAACAAAUUGGCGUCAUAAUUUUAUCAUCUUACGCGCACGUAUUAUUUUUUAUAUUAUAUAAUGCUUUAAUUAUUGCAAACUGCAAUGAUCUCAUUCGUGCGGUUAAGAUAAUAAAUUAUACGAUAUGUUUUAAAGAAGAAACAAUUUUUAUAUCAUAAAUAGUAAUAUAAAAAAUAAUCUCAAAUGUAUCGAAAAUAACUGUGCCAAUGUGACAAAUUUAUGAAUUAACAUAUUACGAGAUAAAAUUAAACCUCUUAGCUAUGAAAAAUGUAUAUUUUUAUAUUGAAAUGUUAUUAAGAGGAAUUUAUAAAAUAUUGGAAAUUAAUUAUCAAUAUCAUUUGGAUCUAAUAACCACGCAUCAUGCAAAAAUAAUAUCGUAACCGUAAAAACAUCCUAAAUAGUACAGAUUUUUAUUAUCUCGAAUACAAAGCUGUUAAACCAACAGCAUUAUUUAAAUUACAAAUUCUUUUAUUUGCUUAUAUAGUAUAUAUUCGUCGAUUUAGAAUCUAAAUUUUAGAUAAAUGGAAGUGCAAUCAUGGAUACUUCGUGCAUGCUGCACAUUUUAGCGCGUCUCUCCGCGAUUUUUCUUCGCAAGCGCAAUAAUAUGUGGUGCUCAAAUCUCUAUAUUACGUAUAAAUAUAAAUAUUGUAUUAAUAAUUGUAUUUAUAUAAAUUACAUAUCGUGU